GAAGGUGACGUGUGCUCUAUUCGAUAACCCACAGAAUUUUGUUCAUAGUUUUAAGUUUCGUCGUGCUGCUGAAAAGCAUCGCAUAUAAGAAAUCAUGUUAAGACACAGCUGUGCAUUUCUUAUAUUCUUGUGCAUUUUCGAAUAUGGUACAGGACUUUAUUUUCAUAUUGCUGAGACCGAGCGAAAAUGUUUUAUUGAAGAAAUUCCAGAUGAAACAACUGUUUUAGUGAAUUACAAGGUUGAAUUAUAUGAUCCAAGAACUGGCGGAUUUGCUCCUAGUAGUGCUGGUAUGGGAAUGCACGUGGAGGUUAGAGAUCCAGAUGAUAAAAUGAUUCUCUCUAGAGUAUACAGUUCAGAAGGAAAAAUUUCAUUCACUUCUCAUGUACCUGGUGAACAUGUAAUUUGUUUGUACUCUAAUAGUAGUUCUUGGUUCAGCGGUGCUCAAUUGAGAGUACAUUUAGAUAUUCAAGUGGGUGAACAUGCUAUUGAUUAUGCUAAUACAGCUCAGAAGGAAAAGUUCACUGAGUUACAGAUGAGAAUACGUCAGCUUCUUGAUCAUGUAGAACAAAUAACAAAGGAACAAAAUUACCAAAGGUACCGGGAAGAACGUUUCAGGCAAACAUCUGAAAGCACACACCGCCGUGUAUUCUGGUGGUCUUUUGCCCAAUCUGUAAUUUUAUUGAUCAUGGGUGCAUGGCAAAUGAGACAUCUGAAGAGCUUCUUUGAAGCAAAAAAACUAGUGUAAGAUCAAAAUUAAUAUUAGUCAUUUUACAAAAAUUUUACAAUCACGGGAGAUCUUCAUUGUAAUUUAUU
This is a messenger RNA of Frieseomelitta varia, 813 nucleotides long. RefSeq names its product transmembrane emp24 domain-containing protein eca (gene eca). The record is from RefSeq and is a predicted model, not a curated record. Gene Ontology annotation, biological process: endoplasmic reticulum to Golgi vesicle-mediated transport; intracellular protein transport; Golgi organization. Lineage: Eukaryota; Metazoa; Arthropoda; Insecta; Hymenoptera; Apidae. The transcript is spliced from 4 exons. The coding region runs from base 95 to 745 and encodes 216 amino acids. Gene Ontology annotation, cellular component: Golgi apparatus; endoplasmic reticulum-Golgi intermediate compartment; COPII-coated ER to Golgi transport vesicle.